AUGCAGGGGUCCGGCGCUGGCAGCAGCGGCAGGAGGGCGGAGAUUCCACCCCCCCCCGAGCAGGUGUUCGACCUGAAGGGCAAGCGCGCGACACCCACGAGCGUCACGUCCGCGGCCGUCGGGUCGGCCAAGCGGGGCUGGCGGAGUGUCGCGGAGGUGGCUGCUUGGGAGGACACCCUGAGUUCCGUCACCGCCGAGGACGUGCUCGCGGCACACGCGGAGAGCCUCUCGCGGCUCUGCGACGCGGCGAACGUCGUCGCAUGCGUGGUCUGCGACCCCGGCAGCUGCGCGAAGACCGCCAAGGGCUUCGCCGCGGCACUGGGCCUGCCCGCUGCCAAGGUGUUCGUGAAGGAGAACAUCUCCGACUGCUUCGCGAUGGUGGACGCCCGCGUCCGCGGCGCCUUGGAUCAGCUCCCAGCCUGA
Molecule: messenger RNA, 423 nt
Organism: Prorocentrum cordatum
Lineage: Eukaryota; Dinophyceae; Prorocentrales; Prorocentraceae
Source: the annotation of a GenBank genome assembly